GGCCGAUACGAGUCUGGAGGGGAACCUAGGCUUCCGCUCGGUGGGAAAGCAAGAUGGCCACGGCUGGGGGCGGCUCUGGGCCUGGCCCGGGACGCUGGGGUCUGCUCCGCUUUUUGUCUUUGUCCGUGAUGUUAGCAGGUUUGUGUUGGGGAAACUCAGUGGAGAGGAAGAUCUACAUCCCCUUAAAUAAAACAGCUCCCUGUGUCCGUCUGCUCAAUGCCACUCAUCAGAUUGGCUGCCAGUCUUCAAUUAGCGGGGACACAGGGGUUAUCCACGUAGUGGAGAGAGAAGAAGACCUGCAGUGGGUAUUGACAGAUGGCCCCAACCCCCCUUACAUGGUUCUACUAGAGGGCAAGCUCUUUACCAGGGAUAUAAUGGAAAAGCUGAAGGGGAGAACUAGCCGAAUUGCUGGUCUUGCUGUGACUCUAGCCAAGCCCGGUUCCAUUUCAGGCUUCUCUCCUAGUGUGCAGUGCCCAAAUGAUGGGUUUGGUAUUUACUCCAAUUCCUAUGGCUCAGAGUUUGCUCACUGCAAAAACAUGCAAUGGAACAAACUGGGCAAUGGCUUAGCUUACGAAGACUUCAGUUUUCCUAUCUUUCUUCUUGAAGAUGAGAAUGAAACCAGGGUCAUCAAGCAGUGCUAUCAAGAUCACAACCUGGGUCAGAAUGGCUCUGCGCCAAGCUUCCCGCUGUGUGCCAUGCAGCUCUUCUCGCACAUGCAUGCUGUUCUCAGCACCGCCACCUGCAUGCGGCGCAGCUACAUCCAGAGCACCUUUAGCAUCAACCCAGAAAUCGUCUGUGACCCCUUGUCUGACUACAACGUGUGGGGCAUGCUUAAACCUAUAAACACAUCUAAGGCAUUAGAACCUGAUGACAAGGUUGUGGUUGCUGCCACCCGGCUGGAUAGCAGGUCCUUUUUCUGGAAUGUGGCACCAGGGGCAGAGAGUGCUGUUGCUUCUUUUGUCACUCAGCUGGCUGCAGCUGAAGCUCUGUACAAGGCGCCUGAUGUGACCACCCUGCCCCGCAAUGUCAUGUUUGUCUUCUUCCAGGGGGAAACCUUUGACUACAUUGGCAGCUCAAGAAUGGUAUAUGAUAUGGAGAAGGGCAUAUUUCCUGUGGGGCUAGAGAACAUUGACUCGUUUGUGGAGCUGGGACAGGUGGCCUUAAGAACCUCACUAGACCUCUGGAUGCACACAGAUCCCAUGUCUCAGAAAAAUGAGUCUGUGAGGAACCAGGUAGAGGAUCUCCUGACCACACUGGAGAGGAGCACUGCUGACAUCCCUGCUGUUGUCCUCAAGAGACAGAAUCAGUCCCAGCCCCUCCCACCAUCCUCUCUACAGCGAUUCCUUAGAGUUCGAAACAUCUCUGGUGUUGUUCUGGCUGAUCACUCAGGUGUCUUCAAUAAUCGCUUUUACCAGAGCAUUUAUGACACUGCUGAGAACAUUAAUGUGAGCUAUCCUGAAUGGCAGAGCCCAGAAGAGGACCUGAACUAUGUGACAGACACUGCCAAGGCCCUGGCAGAUGUGGCCACAGUGCUGGGACGUGCACUGUAUGAGCUUGCAGGAGGAACCAACUUCAGCUCAAUUCAGGCUGAUCCUCAAACGGUUACACGCCUGCUCUAUGGGUUCCUGGUUAGAGCCAACAACUCCUGGUUCCAGUCUAUCCUCAGACAGGACUUAAGGGCUUAUUUGGGUGAUGGGCCUCUUCAACAUUACAUUGCUGUAUCCAGCCCCACCAACGCUACUUACGUUGUGCAGUAUGCCUUGGCAAAUUUGACUGGCACAGUGACCGACCUCACUCGAGAGCAGUGUCAAGAUCCAAGUGAAGUUCCAAAUGAAAGCAAGGAUCUAUAUGAAUACUCAUGGGUUCAAGGCCCUUUGAAUUCCAACGAGACAGAACGGCUCCCACGGUGUGUGCGCUCCACAGCACGACUAGCCAGGGCCUUGUCCCCUGCCUUUGAACUGAGUCAGUGGAGUUCCACUGAAUAUUCUACAUGGACUGAGAGCCGCUGGAAAGAUAUCAGAGCACGGAUAUUCCUAAUUGCCAGCAAAGAACUUGAGUUUAUCACCCUGGUCGUGGGCUUCGGCAUCCUCCUCUUCUCUCUCAUCGUCACUUACUGCAUCAACGCCAAAGCGGAUGUCCUUUUUGUUGUUCCUCGAGAGCCAGGCGCCGUGUCUUACUGAACAGGACUCCAGCUCUUCCUGCCAGCUCUGCACUUCACUUCCGAGAUCAGUUGUCCCACUGAGAACAAACCACUAAUUUGUCACUGGAGUCUCUCUGGGCCUGUCUUAGACUGGGAUUUCAUAUGGAAUGGAACUAUUGAGUGGAGAUGGAAAAAUAAACAAGUUGCCUCCCCUCCUCAGUUCCCCCUUUCCCACUUCUUCCUUUCUCUAUCCCAAGACAGCAGGAAUUAUGCUAGAAGCUUCUGCCCCCAUUUAACUCCCCAGUUACCCGCCCUCAUCUGCUCUUCCUCAGGAUACCUCCUGUCUUUCCAUUCUGCCCUUUACCUCUCUCUGCUCCCACUGCCACCCCAUCCUCACCCCUCUACCCAACCACAGGACCUGGAAGAAGGACAUGAAGGAUUGAGCAUCAGGAUCAAACUACACUAAACCCCUAGGGAGAAGAAUGGAUUCUCUGGCUGAGCCAGCUGUCUCUUUCCCAAUGUCCUUUCUCCGGGUCCUCAGAUGGCACGAUAGGGUGGGCAUGCUGUUGGGUGGGUAUCCCACCUCUAGCCCACAGUGGUCAGUUGUACUUUUUAUUAAGCUGUAAUAUCUAUUUUUGUUGGAGUUUUUCCCCUUUUUUUUGUAAAUAUAUAAAUAGCAAGUUUCAUUAAAAUUAUCCCAUACAAUUGGUA
Nannospalax galili (Upper Galilee mountains blind mole rat) is the source of this 2851-nucleotide messenger RNA. It is a transcript of the gene Ncstn, whose product is annotated as nicastrin. The record is from RefSeq and is a predicted model, not a curated record. The coding region runs from base 54 to 2180 and encodes 708 amino acids. Gene Ontology annotation, cellular component: membrane. Lineage: Eukaryota; Metazoa; Chordata; Mammalia; Rodentia; Spalacidae. The transcript has 17 exons. Gene Ontology annotation, biological process: Notch receptor processing; protein processing.